AUGGUUAGAACCGUUGAUAUUGAUAAUGAUGACAAGGUUCUAAUAUAUUCUGACAACAAUAAGCUUAUAUAUACGAUGUCAUCUUAUGAUUCUUUCCAUUAUAACACGACAUCUUUCGUUUUGUUUUUCAGAACAGACUCUUACAACACACAAGGCUUUAUUUAUGCUUUUGAUACGGAUAAGUUCGUUUCAAACGGUGAACACUCAGUUUUGAUUUCAAAUACAAUUAUUUACAAUAUUUUGCCUUACAGAUACUUUAUCGUCCAUAAUCCUCAAUAUUUUGAAUUUACCAUGCCACAGCUUGCAAGAGUUUACGGAGAAGCUGCUUUUUACACCCUUGAAGUUAGUAAAUUCGAAAUUCGACCGAAAGAUAGCAAACAUACACUUCAUUUUGUCAUCGUUCAACCACCAUACGUUAACUGUCAAAACAUAACGAUUUAUGAUGGUUAUUCAGGAAAUUUCUCAAUUGAAGGCUCAUUUUACCACAACAAUUGCUUUUUGAUGGCAUCGCCCUACAUUAUGGAUUACUACCUUUACGUUUCUGGCCUCCAAGGAACAGCAAAUAUUUAUUGUCCAAAUGGAGAUUUUGUUGUGAGUCUAAAAGAUGAAUAUGGGUUCGUUACACGUUUACCAACAAUAUUGAUGCACAUAAAGAUCGAGAAAACAGACCAAAAAUCAAUAAUUUGCCUUCAACAAUCUGAAAUUAUUUCUCCAUUGUUUCCAAAUGAAGUUUUCAAUGACAAAUUCGUGACUAACUUCACAGCCAGCCAGCAAAUAGUCCAAUAUGAAAAGAGAUUUUACAGAUUUUCCACAGGAUUUUAUCAAUAUUACAUUCCUGAGCAAGGAUCUAAGUUUUACUUCAAUAGGAACUCAUUAUAUAUCUUCCACAAUCCAUCAUCAUUUACUAUUAAAGGAAAUGACGUUUCUUUACUAGAAAAUGAUGAUUAUGUUGUAAAUAUCACUGAUUUCAGAUUGACAGCUGUAGUUAAAUCAAAGGAUUCAACACGAUAUUUGAAUAUAUCAGUGUUUAACUACAAAGCGUUGGAUACUUUUUCAAAAUGUAACUCAGUUGACAUAAUUGACUUGAAUUCCAACUUCAAGGACUUUGUUUCUACAUCAUACAAUGACAAAACAUUCAAUGGAAAUAACAUAAACUUUUCCGUUGAAGCACAACAAAGAAUUUGUCUUUGGUAUGUAUCUUCGAACCCAUUUACCAUGAACAUAUACAGACAUCAUCUUGAGAAUCAAAAUGAUUUCCAUAUUUAUUCAGAAAAACUUGGAGUUUUCAAUGAAAUCGAAUAUCCAAGUACAGUUACGAGCCGUUCGAUACUUUCAAUAUGGACAACGAAAGAUGAAGUCGAUGGAAUAGACGAAGGAGGCGCUUUUAUUAGCGUUUCCCAAGAUUAUUAUGAUUUUGAUGAAAAAGGUGGAACUUUUAGAGGUACAAGGUCAUACAUGGACUUCCCAUUUGCAAAACAUAAUAGUUCAACGGGAUAUGUGUUGAAUUUAGGUACCAGAGAAGAAAAAUUAAAUUUUGGACAAAAAACUUCUCAAAAGAAACAAUUAACUACUGUCCAAAUCGCGCUGAUAGUAUUCGCAGCAAUUAUAUUUGCUGUAAUUGUAGUUGUAAUCAUAGUUGUCGCUCAAAAACAUAAAUCAGACGAAGUAAACAAUAAUAUCGGAAAAGGAGAUAAUGAAGUUGAAAUGGAAGAUAUUCCUCACCAAACAAUGUAUUCAUCUUCCAAUCCAACACCAAACAACUCCGCAGCUGUAACUACAAAUUCUCCUAUUGCUUCUGCGACAUCUUCAAUAGAUGCAACACAUCUACAAACAGAUUCGUCAAGCAGACCAAAGAAUCCAUACGAGCCUACAUCAACUAUGACUGCAACAGAAUAUAAUCAAUAA
Molecule: messenger RNA, 1905 nt
Organism: Trichomonas vaginalis G3
Lineage: Eukaryota; Parabasalia; Trichomonadida; Trichomonadidae
Exons: 1
Coding region: 1-1905 (634 amino acids)
Source: RefSeq, a predicted model, not a curated record